UAAAGGCUGCCCAGCAGAGCAGAGGGGAGUCUCUCCCUGACAAGCAAGGGAGGAGGGAUGGUUCCUAGGGAUAUCACCUGAGAUAGAGCAGUGCUAGGCAGGCUCAGGGGAGCAGAGGGAAAGCUCCAGGCUGAGGCCCCUGAAAGAAAGGGCUGAGAAGGUGCAAGGACCAAGGGGAAGUAGCCUAGGGAGUGCGAGCAGUAGAGGGGAGAGAAGAAGGGCAGGACAUGGCUGCCACCAGAGGGUCCCUGGACCGGGAUGCAGAGUAGUGGCCAGGCCUAGGUCCCUCCCUCCCCUCUGGGGCUGCAGUUGGCCGUGAAGGCAGGUACAGACCAAGGACUGAGGAUACUCCUGGAAGCGGGGAGAAUAGAGCAGGGGUAUUGCUGGAGGGCUGUGUCCAGAAGAGGAUGCCAGGGAGUAAUGCGGGUCCUGGACAAACAGCAGAGCAGACAACGGGUGAGACACCACCCGCAGAGGGUACUCCAUGGCUGGACGGAGCUAAUUCCUGGAGCACCAGCAGGAGGUGCCAUGAUGAUCAUGGCUUCCCCAGAUGUGGAAUGCACAGUGGAGAAAAGUUCUUUGCCCAAAGCUGGUGCAGAUGAUUUGCGCCAGACAGUGCCAGCAGAUUCAUCUCUGGACGUUAAAUGCCCUUUGUGCUUGGAAAGAUUUGACAAUAUGUUUUGCUUAAACCCUUGCUUACAUAAGUCCUGCUUUUCUUCUGUCCAAGCAUGGUCAGAAGCCAAAGCAGAGUGCCCACUCUGCAAGCAGCCUGGCCAGUCUGUGUUUCACAGUGCAGGGGCUGGAGAAGAUUCUAAGGAGUAUGUCUCGAUGCCUUCAGAAAAUCACGCUUUGUCUAAACCUGGUCUGUGGGAACUUCCCUAUCCCACCUCAAGAGAACCUGAUACAGCAGUUUCUCUUUGCAAGAGUUCCUCAUCUCGACAGACUGAUGAUAUGACAUCAAAUAUUCAGUUUUCUGAUCAACGAAUACAUCCAGGAGUUCACGAAAUUCAUGAAGUGAUGGGAUUGUUUGCAGUAAGGAGACAGCUUAGUGCAGAUAGAACAUACCUGGGACCAAGUCAGAAAGAGUCUGCAUUUGAUUUCAUCCCAGUUUUGCAGCGCUUUGGAGUACAGGUUCAACAGGCUCAUCCUCACAGAGACUUUUCAGCCAGGUCACAGAUGCCAAGCCUAAUGAACAUGAUGGUGGUGCUUGUCUCUUCCGGUGUUUUACUAUUUGUCUGUUUUUAUUUGUAUUUAAGUGUUAUUCUGUUACAUAAAUAAAACCCAGUUGGGUUUCUCGGUAGUCUAGGAAUUAAAGUGUGUGUGUGGGAGGAGGGGAAAGCAAAGAUCAAGUCUUUUGGGAACAAAAUCACAAUGAUGGUUAUUCUGAAGCCAACAGACUCAGGGUCUCCUUAGUUCCAAACCUACCACAGGCUUAAACCUUUACGCAGCCAAAGGCUUCUGCUUCCCAGAAGAGAACAAUGAGAUGAUCAGCCCAAAGAUAAAAGCUUCUGCCUCUCACAAGGAUUGAACAAUGGGGACCAUUUGCUCAAAGAGUAAAAACAAAGCAGCUGGCCCAGAUAAGCAUCUGUGGUUAUUUAUUUUUUCCCUUUAUUAAAAACAAACAAACAAGACUUUUCCUCAGCAGAGGUCCAAAACAUUACAUACUGAAUGAGGAUCACUACUGUGUUUGGGUUCUAGUACUCUUUUUAUAAGAGAUUAAAAGGUUCUGCAGAAAGUUAGAAUUAAACCAACCAUUUCCAAGUCUUGCUAUACCUGAGAUAUUGCGUAUCACACUGUUUAAUACAAUUGAAUAUUUAUAGCAGUAAAAGAAAAAAACACAAUCAAAUGUAGAACUAACUUAAAAUAUUUGACUGCCUCUGAGGCAUGGAAAAAGUGAAAGAGAUUAGGGCCCCUACAUCAUUUAAGGUAAAUUUUCAAAAGCACCUAAGUCUCACUGAAAAAUCAAUGGGCCUUAGGUUCCUAAACCAUUUAGGUGCUUUUGAAAAUUGUAUCCUUAGCCAAUUUCAUCCAGUUAUGAUUAUCAGCACUACCCCUCGAUUUUUCUGAAGAUGGAUUCAGCACUGUAGACUGAAAGUUUGCUUAGAACAAAAUGCAGUUUGGGAUUGGAUAAAAGUCAUUUUUCAUAACAUCUUUGAAAGACUGAGCUAAAGAUAUUUUUUCAGUUGUUUCUUUGCUGCUAUAUUUUACUGAGAACCUUGAGACCUGUCUCAUUAUAACUUGUUUGCUUUGACAAACAUUGUUUUAGAGAAUCUCCACCUGCCCCCUAAAGCUGCUCCAGCUAGAGUCAUGGCAAGAGCAAUGGCGCAGCUCACGAGCACACAUGCAUGCAGAAGUCUGGACAUACACAUAGGUACACAUGUGUAGCCACAUGAAGGUGCUUCUAUGAAGAAAACAUUGCAGUGUAACCUCAGGCAGCCAUUGUUAUGCUGGGUACAGCUAAAGAGUUAAAGAGAUGCAGGCAUUUUAAUCCCUUUCCCACCAAAAAAAAAUAAUUCCACCAUUUAGAAUGAGAGAACUACUCCCAACGCUCACAUCAGUGUGGCCUUAUCAUAUAUGACUUCUCUGAUUAGCACCAAACUUCUGCUCUUGAUGCCUAGUCAGGGUAUUUCCACUGGCAUUUGCUAAUGGGAAGUAAGACAAAGUUUCCAAAAAACCGUUUGGUCUAAAAAAGGGAACACACCUGCUGGAGUCACAAAUGGCUUGUUGGCUGGCAGAGAGCAGCAGCUGAUCAGUCUGCAGCUGCUCAUCUCCAUCGUCUCCAGCAGGUGUUAAUUGCAGGUGGCAGGAAUUCCAAGAAGGUAUCGGGUAGCUUGGCUCACACCCUCAGAUAAUCUGUCGGCCUCUCUCUUUUACACGUGGUCAUUGACUGAGUUCCCUGGAUUUUACACUGUUGCUCAUGAUCACUGGAACAAUCAUCUCUAGAGCUGUAAUGACUCCUGGGCCCAGCUGCAGGUGGGCCCGGGUUUAGGGACACGCGUCUGCUGCAAAUGGCUUUUUUCACAGCUUUGCCACUGCAGUGUGUAAUGUAACUGAUACUCUGUGCCAAGGAUGCCCUGCCCGCCACUAGAUGAAGAAUAACUACAAGAUAUGAGGGAUUUUUUUAAAAAAUAAAGUAUUUAUUAAAACACCACAAGAGCAAAUGACUAACCCCGCAUGCCAACAACCCCCCAAAGUGAACAGUACAAUCUAUAAUCUGCAUCUCCAGAUUAAGGGGAUAACGUUGUACCCACCCCAUAAAUUGGAGUCUUUACUUGAAAGAUGACCCCUUCAGGGCUUCUAUUCCCCCCUCCAUUUAAUCCUUCUCUCCAGAGUUGCUAAUUGCCUGACUUUUCCUCUCUACUGUUCUCCAUCUCAGAAGCGAGGUAUUUAAGGGCGCCAGACCCUCCUCCCUUCUUGGAUUUCUCAUCGUUUUGCUAUAAGGAGAGACAGCAAAGCCUUUCUCCUCAUCUACUGAGAUCUGAUUAUGAUAUGGACGGUAUGAGUGGCAUAUUCCUCCCCUCACUCUUCUGAAG
Molecule: messenger RNA, 3533 nt
Organism: Mauremys mutica (yellowpond turtle)
Lineage: Eukaryota; Metazoa; Chordata; Testudines; Geoemydidae
Product: E3 ubiquitin-protein ligase Topors-like
Exons: 2
Coding region: 421-1278 (285 amino acids)
Biological process (GO): protein monoubiquitination; protein polyubiquitination
Molecular function (GO): ubiquitin protein ligase activity
Source: RefSeq, a predicted model, not a curated record